Galdieria sulphuraria is the source of this 1025-nucleotide messenger RNA. RefSeq lists its product as uncharacterized. The coding region runs from base 63 to 893 and encodes 276 amino acids. The transcript has a single exon. The record is from RefSeq and is a predicted model, not a curated record. NCBI's taxonomy places the organism in Eukaryota, Rhodophyta, Bangiophyceae, Galdieriales, Galdieriaceae.
UUUGAUUCUUUAUUCUUCGAUCCAUUUGGGAAUUCUCUUAUUAGUGCAGGUUUUUUAGAGCAAUGACCUCGCAACACGGUAAAAAGGAGCAGUCUGAGAGACAUCCUAAAAUAGUGGUAGAAGAAGUUGACGAAAAUUCUGAAGACGUGUUGAGGACAAAGCCUAAUGAGCAAGUAACUGCCACAGUUGAAGAACCACAGGAAGUAAUAGAACAACGUUCCCAUAAUGACUGGACUGACCCAGCAGAAGACGAAAGCCAUCAAGUGGAAAUACUUCAGAGGAAAAAAAGACGAGACUCAACAAUAAGGCAACCCUUUUCAGAGAAUAGUUCUGCGGGACGUUGCAAAAAGUUGCGUAGUAGAGAAAGUAGCUUUUUUAUGGGAGAACCAUUUGGACAGUUGGAGUCUUUUUUUGGUGGUUUUGGUCCGUUAUGGAAGGGUUUUGAUUCGUUUGACUCAUUGUUAUCUGGAAUGAGUCCUUUGGGCAGUGGUGGUGAUCUUUUUGGUGACGAUAUCUGGGGAAGUGAUAACGUUCAGAUGUACAGUUAUUCUUCUUAUCAGUCUAUUGGUCCAGAUGGUCGACUACGGGAGCAGAAGACCAGUUCCAAGCGCGUAGGUGACUUGAAAGAGACCACACGUAUGGAGCGGGAUACGCAAGAGGGAAAAGAGGAAGUUUCAUAUAGCAGAGAGAAGGGUGACCGCGGAAAGGAAGCAAGACAAAGAAGAGACAAAAGUGGCAAAAUAUUCAAAGAGGACAAAUAUUAUAAUAUGACUCCAGAGGAAGCUGAACAGUUUGAGCAAGAGUGGAAGACAUUUGCUGGAAAUAACCAUAGGAACUUGAGUCGCUCACGUGACGGACGUGCUUUAGGUUAUCGACCCAAUAAAAUGGAAUAGACUUUGACAGCCAAACUUUGCUAUAGAAAGAAAGCAAACAAACUGGAGAUGCAUUUGUGAAGUUUGAAUGUGUUUUCAUUGCAAUCAUGGCAUUAUGAUAGAUUCAGUUGAGCAGCAUUCUGAAUGUUUUUG